GCGCAUUCUCCAGAGGCAGGGCAGAGACCAGCUACACUUCUGCGAACGCAAGGUGGUCAUCUUUCCUGACCUCAGCUCGAAUGUCGCCAAGAAAAGAGCUAAAUUCCUCGAUGUGAAAUGCAAACUUCAUGAGAAGAAAGUGAAAUUCUCAUUCCGCUUCCCUGCACAUUGAACAUGCCUCGGGGAAGCUACAAUUCGACUCCCACGAGGACGCCAGCGUUGGUUUGACAGUCACUUCUGAGUCAUAUCUUGGAUCUAUGACCUACUAUUUUGCCAGUCGGUCAGGGUACAGUAGGAUGACUGGUAAGACUCCCACCAGCAACGUGACCAACAAGAAUGAUCCACGCUCCCUCAACUCCAGAGUCUUCAUCGGCAACCUCAACACAGCGGCGGUAACCAAGGCCGACAUCGAGGCCCUCUUCGCCAAGUACGGCAGGAUCGUGGGUUGCUCCGUCCACAAGGGCUUUGCCUUCGUCCAGUACGGCAGCGAGAGGAACGCAAGAGUGGCUGUAGAAAGGGAGAACGCCAGGGUCAUCGCUGGACAGCCCUUGGACAUCAACAUGGCGGGAGAGCCGAGACCCUACAGGCCAAAGGUGGUGGGCUCCAAGAGGCCCCUCUCCUCUCUCUACAGUGGCUAUGAGUUUGACUACGACUAUUACAGAGAGGAUUUCUACAGCAGAUUAUUUGAGUAUCAUGGACGCGUGGUGGAGCCCCCCAUCCGAUCGCCGAUACCUGCCAAACGCUCUCGUGUCGUGGUCCCGUCCCUGCGGAGAAUCAAAUCUUCCUUGCCGGUCAGGACCUGCUCCGACUCCUUUUCUUCUUCCAGACCUCUUCCUCCGUCCUCGCCUCUACCUCUCACUUCUGGGUCUUCAGCUGCAGGACCUAUGCUAAAGACCGACCAGUUGGUAACCAUCAAACGGGAGCUGUCCCAGAUCAAGACCAAAAUCGACUCUCUACUGGGGCGUCUGGAGAGGAUUGAGAGACAGCAUUGCACAGAGGCAGCAGCCCAGAGGAAACAGGGAGGAGUGUAUAAGUGUCUCCGUGCCAAGACAGCGGACCUCUCCGGAGACAUGGAGGCGGGAGAGAUGACAGACGAAGCCAACGAGGAUGUCUUUGACGAUGAAGGCACUAACGAUAUGAUAGAAAACCACUUAUCAGACAUUGACAAUUGAGAGAGGUCAGUUAUCACUCAGGGAGGUAAAAAUAAAGCCUCAUUGGUGGUUUGAAGAAUCAAUAGAGAACAUCAGGACCUGAAUGACAAAUCAAUGGAAAAAAGGAAAAGACUCUCAGAGAGAAAGACUCAUGGACCAGUGUGCUUGUUUGCCCAUCAAGACACAACACUGUGUGCGUAUUGAUGCGGUACUACAAUGUUGUACUUUCAUUUCAUACAAUACAUGUACCAGACGACUGUAUUUUAUUCUAGUCAUCUAAGAAAUGAGUUAAUGCAGGGUGUGAAAAAGAAUUGCUCUCAUUGAGUGUGACUUACAUGCACACAAUAAUGUGAUUAUUGUGGAUAGUCGGAUUAAUAUAAUAGUUCAAUUAAAACGUUUACAUGCUUUGCAAGAGGAACGAUUUCUCUAAUAAUCCUGUUUACACGGACACAUAUGAAAUCAGGCUACCUGAUGGCACUCUGAUCAAUGCCGAAAAUCGGCAAUCAAAAAACAUUUUCUAGUAAGAAUAUUUGAUUCUGAGUUUGGACAUAUAAAGUUUGUAUUUGAAAACUACUUCUACUACGCAUACAUUCAGUAGUUCCGAACUCACUUCACUUGUGCUUAAGAGGGAGGCUCGCUUGGCUGGUGCUAGAAAAUGUGCAUAUCAAAUACACCGCUGGAACGCCGUUUAAGGUGUUUACAUGUCCUAAUAAAUCGAAAGAUAAAAAAAAAAAAAAAAAA
Molecule: messenger RNA, 1892 nt
Organism: Salmo salar (Atlantic salmon)
Lineage: Eukaryota; Metazoa; Chordata; Actinopteri; Salmoniformes; Salmonidae
Source: RefSeq, a predicted model, not a curated record